Molecule: messenger RNA, 1005 nt
Organism: Danio rerio (zebrafish)
Lineage: Eukaryota; Metazoa; Chordata; Actinopteri; Cypriniformes; Danionidae
Gene: lxn
Product: latexin
Molecular function (GO): metalloendopeptidase inhibitor activity
Source: RefSeq, marked provisional
GAUAAGGUAAAUUGAAUUUAUUUCGUUGUGUGAGAAACAAAGCCGAUGGUGUAUUUUAUCGAUUGAUUGAUUCGUUCUGCAAUAAUCAGCUCUGCUCAUCUGGAAAGCGUCACGGUGUUUCGCAAGAGCUUCAUCAACAACAGCACAUUCCUCCGAGCGGAGCUGGGCUGCGGAUCAUGAAGACCGUCUGCUGGACUUCUGCGCUCGUCUUCACUUUACUUCAGCUCACAGCGGCUCUGCCCUGUGUCCCAGCAGACCCCGCGCACACACACAACCAGACGGAGCUGGAAAUGGCCACAGGAGAGCUGGUUCCCACUCAUUUCCCAGCGCGGCGGGCGGCUAAAGUGGCUGUGCAUUACCUGAACACACGACACGGAUCGCCAUUCAGAGUGUUCGGACUGCAGCAGGUGCACAAGGCCACAGCGGAGGAUGUAGAUGCCGGGAGGAAGUACAGCCUGGAUUUCUCCGUGACUGAGUGGGCCAGAUCGAAGUCAGUGUUUCGGUGUUCAGCUGUCGUGUUGUUCAGCACUGCUCAGAAAACUCCUCCUGAUGUCCAGCUUCAGUGUGAGGAUCUACAGCAGAUCAACACCACACCGCAGGAGGAGGCUUUCUAUCACAGAUACAGCACAUCUGACAGCCCUGUUUCUGCCCUCGACAUACCAGAUAGCCAUGGGAACAUGAGUCAGGAGAUGGAGCCGUUCUGGCAUCUGGCGGGUGUGUCGGCUUCAUUCAUCAUGCUGAGGGAAUCCAGUGAGAACACAGAGUUCAACAUGGCUCAGGUGGCCAGCGUCACACAGCAGGAGACGAGCGAGAAGCAGCUGAUGCUGAAGUAUCACCUUCUCCUUCAUGACUUUGUCUCACAGGAGAUCCUCCACUGGCAGCUGCUGUCCUCCUGGUCUCCAGAAAGAGGCGUCCGGGUGCUGGAGACGCAGUUUCUACCCAAAUGUCCGCACGCCACCGGACCACCCUCCAGCACUCCAGACCAAUAAACACACUAAGAAACGC